Emiliania huxleyi CCMP1516 is the source of this 1785-nucleotide messenger RNA. RefSeq lists its product as hypothetical. Gene Ontology annotation, molecular function: calcium ion binding; 3'-5'-RNA exonuclease activity. The record is from RefSeq and is a predicted model, not a curated record. Lineage: Eukaryota; Haptophyta; Isochrysidales; Noelaerhabdaceae. The coding region runs from base 1 to 1785 and encodes 594 amino acids. The transcript has 5 exons.
AUGAUGCCUGUGUACUCGCUCGUUUCGCUCCUGCCGCUCAUCGCCCACGCUGUCGCCCUGCAUGGUUCGCCACCUUCAGCUGAGCUGAUCCCGCACGGCACGCUGCGGCUUGCACAGCCGGCGUCAACAUUCAGCCUCCUAUCGUGGAACAUUCUUCUCCCGAAUGGCGAGGACAACUGGUGGUGCGAGAAAAUGUAUCAGCCGCACGUGCCGCACGACUGCCGCCAGUGGUCGCAUCGGCAGCGGCUGAUCAGAGACCGUCUGCUGCUCGCGGACGCCGACAUUGUCUGCGUGCAGGAGGCGGCAGGCGACACGUUUGCUUCCGACUUUGAGUUCCUCCAUGCCGACGGCUACGAGUCCGUGCUUCACAAGAAGUUUCGGUUCCGGUGCGCCACCUUCUACCGUCCGUCUGCCUUCAAGCUGCUCUCCGUCGCUCACGAGGAUCGAGCCCUCGUGGCCAAGUUUGCCUCAGCGUCCGACCCGUCGCUCGCGCUAUUCUUGGCAAAUGUGCACCUCAGCGGCGGAGCGUCGCCCGACCGGCGGCUGCGUCAGGUCCAUGGUGUGACGGAGCGGGAGGCCAGCGACGCGGAGGCUGCCGCCAGCAGGAGGAAGACGGAAGCUUCGCCUCCGCGCGUCAUCAUCACGGGCGACUUCAACUCGGACGGCAACACAGCGGUGCGCCGGCUCCUGGUCGACGGCAGCGUGGAGCCGGAGUGGCGUGAGCCGCAGUACAAUGAGGUCGAGCUGACGUCCAAGCCUCGGAGGCACGGGCUUGGCGCGUUCGCCGACGCCGGCGAGGUUGCGUACGCACAGAACGUCUGCGACGGCGACUGGGGCGACUGGGGCGGGAGGAUCGACUACGCACACUACCGCGAGCGCCGACCCGCCACGUACGUCGUACCCUCGCUCGGUGCCGCCUUCCUCGAGCGCUCGCGGAGGUCGACGAGUCGGCAGCAGCUCGUGGCGGACAAUGAGAUGCUCGAGCGGCUGGUGCGGAGCCAGGAGGGCCGCGCGCCGCCGGUGGCACCGCCACGGAGCUUGUCGGCGGCGGACCUCGCGCUCUGUGACGCGACGGCGGGCGCCGACGCGCCGUUCGUCGCUGCGUGCCGGCGCGCCUUUGACGCCAUCGACGCGGACCGCGGCGGCUCGCUCUCGGCCGCCGAGCUUCGCCAGGCCCUGGCACUGCUGUCCGUGCUGGGCCCCAACGGCGAGGAGCCGAGCGCGGCGGACGCCGAUGCGAUGCUGAGCGCGGCGGACACGGACAGCAGCGGAGAGGCCGACGUCGAGAGCCUGAUCGCGCGCUUCACUGCCGCCUUCCGCGCGGCGCUGGAUGCGCUGUUCGACCGGCUCGCCGAGGGUCCCGCGGCCUUGGGGGCGGAGGGCGGUGAGGAGCUGGUCAUCCCUGAGAGCGCGGCGCUGGCGUGGCUCGAACUCAUCAACCGCGAGCUCGGCCGCGGCACCUACCGCGGCGCGAUGGCUGCCUUUGAGCGGAGCGAGGCGGCCACAGGCCGGCGCGAGCUCACGAGGCGCGCCUUCCACGGCAUCUUUGCGCGCGAGCUCGGCGAGGGCAAGUGGUGGCAGGGCGCGGCGAGCCCCCCUCGGCGGCAUUACGAGGCGUGGCUCGACUACGCCUACUACACGGCAAAUAGCUUGCGGCUGGCAGGCUACCAGGAGAGCCUCAGCGAGGAGCAGGCACGGCGAAUCUACAAGGACGGCGACGCGUUGCCCAACGCGUGGCACCCGAGUGACCACAUUCCGGUGGGAUGCGUGUUUGAGUGGGGAUGA